Messenger RNA from Fusarium verticillioides 7600, 4883 nucleotides. RefSeq lists its product as hypothetical. Gene Ontology annotation, molecular function: lipid binding. NCBI's taxonomy places the organism in Eukaryota, Fungi, Ascomycota, Sordariomycetes, Hypocreales, Nectriaceae. The record is from RefSeq and is a predicted model, not a curated record. The transcript is spliced from 2 exons. Bases 1901 to 4606 code for a protein of 901 amino acids.
GCAGCCGUAGAGAAUUAGGAAAUGAAGGGGAAAAUCAAGGCACACGAUGUGUCGACUUCAAUCAACAAAACGUCAAAUUAGGCCAUUACGUAUCAUUGGGUCCGGAAAUUGAGCUAUGACGAUUUGCUCAUGAGCUCAGGAGCUGGGGUUUGCCUAUGAAGCCAUCAGGUUAAAAGUCAGUGGAGAACGUGGGGAGCGAGCUAAACAAUAACAGCUUCCUCGAGCUCCAUCUGCCAGCUUUAAAAUUCAUCAUUCCAGCCAAGAACGGGCAUCCUUGUUUUUGAGUUGACGGACAGAAAAGAUAUCGGAGGCUCAUUGACAUCCUUGUCAAUUCCUUCAGCGUCAGCUCUGCAAGGUGGGAUUCCCACUGGGAAUUAUAUCAUGGGACAGGCUUGGACAGGGCAGAUCAUCGACGGAAUCCACAUUGGCGAUCCGGAGAGGACCUCGGGAAUAAGAAGAUAUCAAAUUUUGAAGAUACAACGUCAGAGUCAAAUGCAAAAGUCAAUGCCAAUGAUAUGUCACUCUCUUCGAUUCAGUAACAGCACGCAAGACACAAGAAAUCAGGAAGACAAGACGUACAGAGUCAGACCUGCACCACCGACCGAUCCUUGGCAGAGCAAGCAGAUGAAAGAGAGAGAAAAUGCACCCUGCAUUUGACUAGACUGGUGCCCGUAGUGCUGUCUUACCAGGCUUUGAUUCACUAUUCAGCGAACCAGCCAGGGGUCUAUGAGACAUGUCGCAACAUAUUUGAUGGGUUUCCCUGGGGCAACCUUCUUUAUGGGCCCAUUAUCUCGACAGUGAAUGCAAUAAAUAAUAUCACCAGCACCGAAGAGUAAGCCGUGGCUUGCGAUUAUCAACGACUGUCAUCUUGUUGCUGGUCAAGAGGUCUAGAUCGUCGUCGGGGUAGCAUCGCGAAGGGUAUAAACAUCGAGGCUUAACCGUCUCCCCUGACGCUUCGAAACGCCUAAUUGGAGAUCAAACAGCAUCAUCAUCGCAAUGCAAAAGAGUCGAGAGUCUAGAGCCCACCCUUGUUAUCUUCAGCUGCUGCCCUGGUACAUUUUCCCUUCCCUUUUUUCCGCUUGUUUGCAGCUCGAUCAUCUGCUCGACCCCUGCUCAAGUUGGUAGGGUACCUUGCUUGGCCGUAGGGUUCGCUCCGGAUUUCAGUGUCAUAGCCAAGCAGGGGGUAGCAGAAAUCAGUGAUUCAAUGAAUGUAUGCCGAUGCCAGUGCUAAUGCCAGUGCCCAGACAGAAACGAUAGCGCAUCGAGGUACCCGUAUGUACUGUAAAAUUGGUCUGUGGCCUGGCCUGUAGCGUGCGUUGGCGCUGGGCCUGGUCAACACAGUGGAGGGCAUAUUUGUGUGUAUCGGCCGAUGACGUCCUCGAUCAACAUCGUCGCCCUUAGCAAACGUCAACGUCACUGACCACACUACACUCCCUUUCUCCAGCCCAGCUCAACCCAGCCAAGAACAAGCCAACCAUUGCCCGGAUCCAGCCAUUACCGUGUAACUCUCGUACCUGCCUGUCACGGGCGGUCUCCCUUAGAAAAGUAUAUCUAAUCCUGUCUCUCUCCUGCCUCGUACCAUGAGCUCUUUCUCUAUUUCAUACCCCGUCCAAUACCAAUUCCUACCUAAUACAAUACCCAACUGCUUUGUGAUACCCAUCCCUUACCAGAGGAUACCAAACAACAACUUCUUCAUUUGUUACCUACGUCUACGCUUCGCAACGCAACGCAUCCUACCCCUCUCAUAAUAAGAUCGACUUCUGCUUCGUCCCUUAUCCACUACAUCAUCGUCAGCUGAACCUAACUCUAAAAAAGAGUUACCGUCCUAACAUUUCUAACGUCAUACUUUCCGGUGGCACAACGAUUUAAUAACGAGAUACCCCAUACACUUUUGCCCAUCAUGCCCGGUGCCCCAGACGUCAACAAACCUACAGACAUCAAGACAAAGGAGGCCGAUGUCAACCGAAAACUCCAAGUUUACGGUAUCAUUUCCGCCUUCCAGAAUGGCAAGGUCCCUUCGAACGACCAAAUCGAUGUCGCUCUAAGCAGUUUUCUCGCCUCUCGCGCCCUCUCUGGUCGCCACGAGAAGCUCUCCGCUGAGGGUCAAGAGCUCGUCAAGGAUGCUGCCAACGUCAUUCAGCAAGCCAAGCACCUCCUUCUCUCCAAGAACGAGGGCAACCUGAUUCAGGAUUUCAUCUGGCAGACCACUCAGUUCGACCCCAAGAGUGUCAACACACCCAAUGCCCCCAUCAGCAAGGACGCCGCUAAGCAGGAUGGUGACCAAGCUCUCCAGGGUUUGAGAACCCUUGGCCAGCUUCUCAUCACCAACGGACAAUUCCGAAAGCUUCUUUCUGAUGCCACAGUCCUCUUCCGUGAUAUGGCUGGCGAUGCUGCUACCAAUGCCGCUGCCCGUGUCCGCCCGUCUCAGGAGCAGCUCCAACAGAUCGACGAGCCUGCUCAGGACAAUGUCUGGCACGAGGCUCCCGAUUUUUCCAAGGACAACCUGAAGCAGCAGGCCAAGGGCUUCUACAGUGGAAACCCCAAGGAAGAUGUCAAGGACGUUGCUUCAGCUGGUAUCAACGCUGCCGCUCCUGGACAGCUCCAGCAGAACCAGCAGUCCAAUGCUCAACAGGGUACUUACCCUCAGGUCACCACCGGUACCGAGACUGGUAAUGUGCCUGCGUCAACCGACGCCGCUCGUGAAACCGCUCGCCAGACCGACCCCCAGGCUGGUAAGAGUGCCGCUAAGCAAGUUGCUGAGGCCAAGCUCGACAACAAGGUCGAUCCUGAGACCAAGGAGAACAUCCUGCAGCGCAAUGAGGAGUACCGCCGCAAGGCCCGCAACUACUUCGAUAAGAAGAUGCCUCAGGAGCGUAAGGAUCAGACUAUCUGGCGUCUCAAGAAGAUGAUUCUUGAGUGCCAGCAGCAUGAGGACUACUCUCAGGCCAUUCAGACUCUUCUUCGCCUGGCUGAGAAUUACAGCCGCCACGGCCGCACUCUUGGCCAGGGCUCUACCGACACUGCUAAGGACGCACGCGGUGGCCUUGCUGCCGCUGAGCGUGACCUCCGCACUAUCAUUGAGCGAUUCGCCAAUGGCACCUCCACCGAGGAUCUUUGGGAGGCCAUCGGUCAGAUCUACCGCGACGCUGAUAACGACCGUGAGCUCAAGGACUGGUUCAAAGCUAUGGAUUCUUACAUCCGCCGAUGCCUCCUUCAGCAGGGUUACAUCCUCGAGGAUGAGUCCACUCGUGAGUGGGAUCAGCUCUACGACCAGGGACGAUACCUCCUCCGCAACAAAUACCGCGGUCACACCGACCGUGUUGUCGAUGAGAUCAAGUUCCUUGCCGACCAGUUCGACCAGGACCCUCAGAACCACGCUUUUGCCGAGUCUCUCCAGAAGCUGUUCAAGGACCUCGGCAACGACCAGGAUGGCAAGCCUGUCUUCAAGCCUCAUCUGCUCAAAGACUUGAGGGAUGUUAUUCUCCCCGCCGCCCUCGAGAACAUUGCCUACAUCCCCAUUCCCCGAAUUGAGUACACCGACUCCCAGGUUGAUGCUAUCAUCGAGAACCUAGUCCUCGAGAGUGACAACUUUGCCCCCAACAUCUUUGAGGUCUCCAGCGAGCACUACUUCCGAUGGGGCCGCAAGAAAAUCGCUAACAAGAACCACCAGACCGUUGAGGUCAAGGUUGCUGGCAUCCAGAUGGAUCUUCGUGAUGUGAGCUUCCACAUCAAGCGCAAGCAGGGCUUCCCUUCCAUCACCGACACUGGUGUGGCUGACAUCAUCCUCCCUGGUGAUGGCUUCUCAUUCAAGAUGAAGGUCUCUACCGCCGACAAGAAGGAUCGCCAGAACUACUUCAAGGUUGAGAAGGUCGAUGUUGACUUCAACAAGCUCCAGAUCAAGGUCAAGAAGUCCAACCAUAAGCUGCUCUUCUCCUUGUUCAAGCCUUUCAUGCUCAAGGUUAUUCGCCCUCCUCUGCAGAAGGCUGUUGAGAAGGCUAUCAAGGACCAGUGCAACAAGUUCGACCAGCUCCUGUUCCAGGUGAAGCAGGAGGCUGACCGUGCUGCUGCUGAGGCCAAGAGCAACCCCGAGAACGCUCCCAACAUCUACAACCGCUACUACACUGCUGCCCAGCAGCAGUUCACUAAGGGAAAGAAGAAGGCUGAGGCGGCUGCUUCUGAUAAGAAGGCCAACAUUGCCAUGACCAAGGAGGACAGCAUCUUCCCCAACAUCGACCUCCCUGGUGGCAUCAGCACCAAGGCUACCGAGUACAGGGAACUUGCCCGCAAGGGUGACAAGUGGGAGAGUCCUGUCUUCUCUAUCGGCUCCGCCAAGAAGAGCACUGACAUUCCUUCCGCUCCCAAGAUCCAGCGCAAGGCUCACCCCGUGUCAGACCUUGGACCUAAGAACACUUCCAACGCUGACUACGACUUCUACCCUGCUGGAGGUAACGCCCACACUGGUAAUGGUGCGUUGAACGGCGGUAACGGUCUCCAGAUCGGUAACGGUGCUGUUAAUGGCAAGCACCCUGCUGGUUUCGCCAACGGUCAGACCGGCCUGCCCACUAGCCAGGCCCCUUUCACCGCUGGCCAGGUCAACCCCGUUUAAAUCCAAUGUGACGAAAAUGCCAAUCAGGCACAGGAAAAAUAAUAGUGGAGGGUCACUGACGUUAUACCCAUGCUCAUGUACUUGAGUUGCCUUUGUUCUCUUUGUUUUUGAUACCACACUGGAAGCAAUGACGAUGGGCGGAUAAAGCACGAUGCGAGGAUUGUGCUUGGUUAGGGAAAACUACAGAUUUUAUUAAUUAGUGAUGUGACGGCCGUUUCCUUUGUUCCGAGGGUAUACACGAUUGGUUGAUAGUUAAAAUUGACUUCUUUACCUUGAA